Molecule: messenger RNA, 1334 nt
Organism: Effrenium voratum
Lineage: Eukaryota; Dinophyceae; Suessiales; Symbiodiniaceae
Source: the annotation of a GenBank genome assembly
CUCAAAAAGGACACACCCACAUCUCCAUCACGCUCCUCGAUGGAUGGCCUGAACCCCUCGCGACUUUGCGCAGUCCGUUGCGCUUCACGCGAGGCGAACCCAUGGCGGUCCGUCCCCCGCCCAUUUGUGCGGACAUGUUCCAGCGCUGGCUGCACAACGACUGCUAUUGCCCAGUGGGUCUGUUCUGGCAACAUCAGCCGCAGGCCAUGGCUCUCGACAGCCCGAGGGUCGGACCGGGUCCACGAAUGGAUUCGUGGCUUGCAGGGGGCGAGCAGCAUCCCUGGUGUACGCUGAGAGGGCUUGAGCUGUGGGGAGCGAUGUAUCCCGCUUACGCCUUGGCAGCCGGCUGCGGCUUCACGGGUACCGCGCUCUGGAGCGCCUUGCGCUUGCGGCACGGCUUCGGGACCGCGAGCGCCGCGGACCAGCGAUUGCAGUUUGCCAUCCAUGGCUUCUGCCUGGGGGCGGCGGUGGUCCGCUUGUCCUACAUCAUCUGCGAGGCCAGCUUAGUGCACACCUCUCACGGGGACAGCUUCCUCCAGAGGAUGGCCGGUGCCUCAUACACCGCCUUCUUCCCCCUGUCCGCGGCAGCGUUUCUCUGCACCUGCCAGCAUUGGCUCCGCCUGAUCGAGUUCAUGGAUCAGGUGGUGGAGAAGCCUUGGUACCGGAAUCCGCUGAUCCUGGUGUGUCUCCUCUUCCUGUUUCUGGAAGCCUUGCAUGACUUCAUGUACAUGUCGGGCGCUCAUCCUGUCAUUGACGGGGUGUACUUCUUCUGGCUCUCCCUCAUCUCCGUCUUCGCCGCCCUGCUGGGGGUGAGUAUCGCCCGGCGUUUGUACAGCCGGCUGCGCCUGUGGCUCACAGCGGACGCCGGACUUCAGGUCUUCAAGCGGACCCUCAUGUCUGCGGCGCUGGUCUCAGCUAGCGCUGUGUGCAUGCUGAUCCUCAGUAUCAUCCAAGCUCUGGUGGGUCGGUACUAUCCAUGGCCUUGCUUCGAUUGCUGGGUCUUCGGGCGACUGCUGGAGUUUCUGUACCUGGUGAUCAUGCUCAGCGCUUUGGGCCGAGCGCAAGAGCGGGCCCCGAACCUGGCAAGUGUCACUGGCGGCAGCACCGCGGCGAGGGGCAGCAGCUUCGCUGAUAGCUUCAUGAGCACAGAUGCCCCGGGAUGGGAGGCGCUCUGGAUCAGCCCCCCGGCGCCGGCCAGGCGCUCGGAGGCGACGGCGACGGGAUCGGAGGCCUCGGCCCGGCGUGGGGGCAGCCGCAGCCCCUCGGUGGCCAGCGCCAUGUGAGCGGGCCGAAACCGAAACGGAAAGAGUCCAUCGUUGGGCCACUUGAGUAGC